AUGGACUGCAAUAAAGAAGAGGCCUUAAGGGCCAAGGAUAUUGCUGAAAAGAAAAUGGAAAGCAAAGAUUUCAUAGGGGCUCGUACAUUUGUCAAUAAGGCUCAGAGACUAUAUCCCGAUCUGGAGAAUAUCGCUCAAAUGCUUGUUGUUUGUGAUGUGCAUUGCUCUGCCGAGCAAAAAUUACUGGAAGCUGCAUUUAAGCUGAUUGGAGAAGCUCAAAGAGUUCUUUUGGAUAGAGAAAAACGGUUAUUACUUAACAUGAGCUUGAGCAAGUUUUCAAUGAGCAGAACUGCCAUGCCAUCUCAUCAACGGAGUGUUCCAGUGAAUUUUAAUCCUGUAAUGCAAACUAAUUUCCGGCCCAUUUUCACAAACAUAAAUCCUCAGCAGCCGCAACCGCAGCCACCGCAAUCGCAGCCGCUGCAACAGCAGCAGUCUAAGCAGCCAACUCAGCAGGGGCUUAAUGGUGGUGGGGGUCCUACUUUUUGGACUAUGUGCUCAUUUUGUUCAGUGAAGUUUGAGUAUUACCGGGUAGUUUUAAAUAGAUCUCUUCGCUGUCAACGUUGCAGCAAGCCCUUUGUUGCAUAUGAGGUGGAUCCGCAUGGUACAAAACCAGCAACUACAGCAACUAAUUCAAGUCGGAAAGCUUUUGGCCAUCAGAACAAUACUCCGAAUCAUGUUGCUUUUAAGGUUGAUGUUGGAUCUCAAGGUGGUUUGCAUGCUCAGAGGUCCAAUAAAGAGUCUCAUCAUAAGAAAGGCUCUACUUCAAAUGUCUCUGCAAAGCCAAUUGGAAAGAGAAAGAGAAAGCAUGUAGUACAUUCCAGUGAAAGUUCUGAGUCUAUAGGCAGCACUGAUUCUGAAUCUGAAGAUGAUUUAUUUUCUAACAACGGUUUUCCUGGUGUUUCGACUUCUACAGAAGAGCGUCCACGUAGAUCUACGCGGCAAAAGCACCAGGUUUCGUACAACGAGAAUGUAAGUGACGAUGAUGGUGAGUUGGAACCUUCAAAACAGGGUAAGGAAAGUGUUUCACCUCAUAGUGAUCACGAAAAUAAUCGGGAGGAAACUGAAACGAAUGAUCAGAAUGGUUUGGCUGCUGGUCUGAAAGAUGAUUUGAAAGGGGUAAAGCAGCAGAAGCAAAAAAUUUAUUCUGAAGAGAGCUUAAAAAAUAUAGAUGUGAAAACUAAGGAGGUGGGAGGAAAAGAAACAGCGGGCAGCUCAAAGAUAGAUGAAGUUUCAGAGCAUUCAGACUCCAAAUCAUCAAAUCAUUCAGAUGGUUUUGUUUAUCCCGAUCCAGAGUUCAGUGACUUUGACAAAGACAAGAAAGAGGGAUGUUUCACUCCCGGGCAGAUUUGGGCUGUUUAUGAUGAUACAGAUGGCAUGCCUAGAUUCUAUGCUCUAAUCAAAAAAGUUUUUUCUCCUGGAUUCAAGUUGCAGAUAACUUGGCUUGAGGCAGAUCCUGAUGACGAAGAUGAACACAGGUGGAUUGAGGAGAAACUGCCAAGUGCCUGUGGGAAAUAUAAACUUGUGUAUCCUAGGAAAGGAGAAACUUGGGCUCUUUUUAAGAAUUGGGAUAUUAAAUGGUAUAUGGAUGCUGAAUCUCAUCAGAAGUAUGAUUUGGAAUAUGUUGAGAUCUUGUCGGAUUAUGUUGAAGGUGCAGGAGUAAUUGUUGCAUACUUGGCUAAGUUGAAAGGUUAUGUGAGCCUCUUCUCUCGAAUUACGAAUGGAGCUAACCAACCAUUUCAAAUAUCACCAGCUGAGUUGUUCAGAUUCUCUCAUAGAAUUCCAUCUUUUAAAAUGACUGGUCAGGAAAGAGCAGGCGUUCCUGAAGGAUCUUAUGAACUCGAUCCUAUAUCCUUGCCGAUAGAAGAGAUUAGCGGUCCUGAUGAUUUAGAAGUGAACGUUGUAUCUUCUACCAAGGUGAAUUUGGAAAGAAGCAAUUCAGUAGAGGAGAAGGGUCCUGUUGAUCAUAUUGGUGAUGUUAGUGCUCCAUCAGCUUUGGUCCCAGAUUCUUUUGAAGUUCCAGACCCUUCGUUCUACCAAUUUGAUGCUGAGAGGUCCCAUGAAAAGUUUGAGGCUGGCCAGAUUUGGGCAUUUUAUGGUGACGAGGAUGAACUUCCAAAAUACUACGGCCAGAUUAAAGGGGUUAGGAGGAUUGGCCCAAAAAUUGAGUUGGAAGUAUUUUAUCUUACUGACUGCUGGCUACCUAAGAAAGUUAUUAAAUGGGAUGACAAAGAUAUGAUCAUUUCUUGUGGAAGAUUUAAAAUCAAGCCAAAUGCCAAGCUAUGCACUUACAGCAACACCAAUUCUAUUUCACAUCAGGUGCAUGCUAGUUCUGUUGGAACGAACAACGACUAUGAAAUUUUUCCGCGGAAGGGUGAAGUUUGGGCAUUAUAUAGGAACUGGACGACUAAAAUCAAACGUUCUGAUUUGAAAAACUGGAAGUACGACAUAGUGGAAAUUAUUGAAGACGGUGAUAUGUGGACAGAUGUUUUGUUUCUAGAGAAGGUGAGUGGUUACAGUUCAGUUUUUAAGGGCAAGUUAAAUAGCGGAGGAUCAACGAUGACCAUGACGAUCUCAAAGGAUGAGCUGCUCAAAUUCUCCCACAAGAUACCUGCUUUCAAACUUACAGAAGAACAUGGCAACAAUCUGAGAGGCUUCUGGGAACUUGAUCCCGGUGCAAUACCGCAACAUUAUCUUAGCAAGGAAUGA
Vicia faba (fava bean) is the source of this 2706-nucleotide messenger RNA. Lineage: Eukaryota; Viridiplantae; Streptophyta; Magnoliopsida; Fabales; Fabaceae. The record is from the annotation of a GenBank genome assembly.